AUGAUCGCCACAGCCUCUGCUAGUCACCCAAAGCGAUUUGGUCGCAAUGACGUCCGUCGGUCGGCUACUACCAAAUCAGCGUCAGGUGCACCGGGAUUGAAACGCAGUGCGACCACUUCCACAGCCAAGACCAGCACGACUAGUACCAGUGGCAGUGGCAGUGGACUCCGACGCACAGCCACUACCAGCACAGCCAAUGCGGUUCCGUCCAUGUUUCGCUCAGCGACUACCGCAUCUCCCAAGAAAAGCAGGAGCAAAAGCAGCAGCAACAAUAAUAAUAAUAAUACAUCGCCACUCCGACGCAGCAACACGACCUCGUCGAAUGACUCGAUUCGAUCGACUCGAUCCAGCGGAGCAAGUGUGACUGGAAUGAGAACAAGCAAUAAGAAACUUGCUGCCAAUGCUCCGCGCAGUUCAUCGAGCAGUGUCACGUCCAGUGUGACGGGCGCCAUUGGAGACAUGUUAACACUGGGCAGUGCUGCCAAAGACAAUGUUCCCUUUGAAUUGGCCAUUCGACGGUGUAUUCCUUCCGAAUUCGUCCUCAUUGCCAGUCAAGACGAUCGCACACAAGCGCAAGAAGACUUUUUUGCCAUGGAAAACUUUGACAUGAAACGACACGUGCCAAAGUUUGUCAUGAAAGCCAAUGCCGGGUCCGUCGCGACUACCGCAUUGUUGCAGUUGAUGUACGAGAAUCCAAAUCGCAUGAUUGCCGGUGGGAGUGGAACUCCCAUUUCCGUUUUCGAAUUGUCACGUCAACUCAAGCAACGCAUUAAAAAAUGCACCAAAUUGACGGCGCAUCCCACCAUUUCGUCGUCACGACCACUGGGACCGCCACGAAUGGAUCGAGGAGAAUACGCACCCUUUUAUAUUGUGCCGCCCGACAAUACUCGGGGCACACGACGCGCACUCCUGAUUGGUGUCAUUACCGGACAAGGGCCUGAUUUGAAGGGACCACCCAAUGAUAUUACCAACAUUCAACAGUUUCUCGAAAAACACUGUGGAUUCAAACGACACAACAUUACCGUGUUGCAAGAUUACUACGAACAACCCAGUGUCCAAAAACCCACCAAACGGAACAUUCUACAGGGAUUUCAAAAGUUGGUACAACAAUCGCAACCGGGCGAUGUCUGUUUCAUUCAAUUUACUGGACACGGUGGACGCGUUGGUAAUCAACUCUACAUUUGUCCAUCCGACUAUAAAAAGGCCGGUCAAGUCAGUGAUGAAAUGAUCAUGAAGGAUCUCAUCAAGGCCAUGCCGGAAGGCGUUUACAGCACCAUGUUGGUCGAUUGUUGCUACAGUGGUACCGUCGGAGAUUUGCCCUACGUUCUCCAACACAACAAGACCAAACAACAGAUUGAUCCAUAUUAUGAUACCAAGAUGAGAAAGGAAAUGAUUCAACUCGAACAAGAACACAAUCCCGAAUAUCUCGCAUACAAGCAAGCUCGUGCCGAACAACGUCUCAUGGGACGUCUCGCGGCGGCCGUGGUGGAUGCUGCCGCUGCCACUGGAAAAGCUGCUGCCAAUGCUACUUUGGCCGUUGGAAAUGCGGGAGUCAAUGCUGUGGCGUACACGGGCAAGACCGCCGCCAAUGCCACCAUGGCGGUUGGAAAAGGAAGUGUCAAUGCCACAUUGGCGGUUGGAAAUGCCGGAGUCAAUGCCGUCACAUUCACCGGCAAGACAGCUGCCAAUGCUACCAUGGCCGUCGGCAAGGGCUCUGUCAAUGCUGUGACUGCCGUUGGAAAAGGAGGAGUCAAUGCCGUUUCGGCGGUUGGAAAAGGAGGUGUGAAUGCCGUUUCCGCGGUUGGAAAGGGCAGUGUCAAUGCUGUCACUGCUGUUGGAAAAGGAGGUGUGAAUGCAGUAUCUGCGGUUGGAAAGGGUGGCGUGAAUGCCGUAUCUGCGGUUGGAAAAGGAAGUGUCAACGCGGUGACGGCGGUUGGAAAAGGUGGCGUGAAUGCAGUAUCUGCGGUUGGAAAAGGAAGCGUGAAUGCCGUGACAGCAGUUGGAAAAGGAGGUGUAAAUGCAGUGACGGCGGUCGGCAAGGGUGGAGUCAAUGCGGUCUCAACGGUCGGCAAGGGUGGUGUGUCAGCCGUCUCGGCCGCUGUGCGAACUUCGGCUGGAGCUGCCAGUUUGGCGGCAGCUGCUGCAGCGUCAGUUGCGGCAGCUCCGGUUCGAGGAGGUGCCGCCGUAGCACAAGGACUCCGGAAUUCCACCGGGAGCAUGGGAUUGCGACGAAGCAAGACAUGCGAACCCACCUUGGGCAAGAAAAAGAACAUGGAUGGAGUGCCAUCCAUGUUCGUGUCGAGCCAAGAGGAAUGGGAAGAUCUCAUUUUGAGGCGUACCAACACGUCUCCUGCUUCCACCAGUGCUGCUGACGACAGCAACAAGCAAGCACCCAAAAGGAACGUCAGUUUCAACCAGGAUGAUGAUGACGACGCGCGAAAUGCUGCCUGUCACAGUCCCAAAAAGAGCGAUGUGGCUCAUGUCCGAGGAGCACUGGCAGCGGUCGGUCGCCGCCGAUCCUUUUACAAAAAAGAGUCAGCCUUUGAAGAAGCCAUGUCCAAGUCCAGGAGAGACGUGCAACAACAACAAUUCCAACAAGACUGUCACAACAAUUCCAUGCGCCUGGACGAACUCGAGUACAAUGAUCACUAUGAUGACCCUGCUGCGCAUCGACCCUCCUCUUCCUACAGCAGCUACGGUCGUCGAGACUCGAAUGAAUCCUCCAACAACAGCUUGCGAUCUCGGUCCAGCCACAACAGCAAGAAUACCUGUUCCACGGCCAGUAUGUCCUCUUCCUCCUGUUCUUCCAAUUCCAGCAACGAGGACGACAGUGCCCCGGAACAAAAGCGCUCAUCCUUGGGAUCAGCAUUGCGACGCGUGGCUACAUCCACUGGACUUCGUCGUACUAACAGCAACGCUUCGGCGGGGUCGGCUUCGUCCAAGGGCAGCAAGAGCAGCAAAAAGGCCGCCAGAGAAGAAGAAAAGGCACGAAAGGCAGCAGUGGAACGAUCCAAGAAAGAAGCGGAAGAUGCACGACAACAGCAGGACGUUGGAGAAGAGCCACAAGCGGAAGAAGAAGCGCCCAACAAUAAAAAUGUUCGCGUGUCCCGCACUGCCCGAUUGUCUCGCUCCAAGAAGCAAAAGGAACCUUCCGACAACAAUGGCAGCAGCAGUAGCAAGCUAUCUUUCUCAUCGGCAUUUUCCAACGCGGCCAAGAGCACUUUCCGAAGAUCCAAAACGGCACCUACUCGCAAGGAGGAUGCCGCGGAGGACGAUACUAUGAAGAUGGCAAUGGAGGCCGAAGAGGCGGCAAGGCAGGAAGCCAUGGAGAGAUCCAGGAGGGAAGCUGCUGAAGCCAGAGAGAGUCUGAGGUCGAGUCAGUCAUCUGCAGCUCCCAGGAGGAAUACGGUCAUCAACAUGAAAUUGGCAAUGGAGGCGGAAGCAGCGGCAAGACAAGAAGCUUUGGACAGAUCUCGCCGAGAAGCUGCCGAGGCACGAGAAAUGGCAAGGCUGUCAGCGUCGUCAGCAGCGUCAUCGUCAGCGUCUGGUCGUGCUCGACCAAGAAAGUCGGUCUUGGAUAUUGCCAUGGCGUUUGAGUCCAACAAAGGCAAAGACGAGGAACAGCCACCCAAACGGGAUUUCGCUACUAGCGGAAAUGCGAUGAGGGACUCUGUCUCGGACAUGGCAAAAUCCAUGGGAUUAGAUAUGUCUGACAGCGAAGCGGACGGCGAAGAUGACCUGACCGAGCUCCCAGCCAUGCAGUCGCGAACAGCCUCUUUCAAUCGCAACUCUGGCAACCCAACGAAGGAGGCAGCAGAAAACGAACAGCCUACUGCCCGCAGCAGUGCCUUUCUCCGAAGGAACACCGCAGUGAAUAUGGCAAUGGCCCAAGAUGACGAGGAAAGGGCCAGAAAGGAAGCUAUGGAGAGGUCUAGACGAGAAGCCCAAGAAGCUCGAGAGGCUGCCAGGAGGUCCAAGAGAAGCUCCUGGCAGCCACCCAAGCCAGAGCCUCGCAAAGAACCAGAGGACUUCCGCCAGCGAGCUAAAGGAAGGAAGUCUGUGUUGGAGAUGGCAAUGAAAUUCAACUCCUCAGACCUGGACAUAUCUGAAAGCGAGGGAGGGGAUGAGGACAAGCUCCCUGCGGAAGAGUCGCCACCAGUGUCCCCUGUUCGCUUCAGCGCCAGGAAAUCGGUACUUAAUUUCAUGUUGCCGGUAGCCGAUGACAACAAAGAAGAGUCACCACCAGUAUCUCCUGUUCGUUUCAGCGCGAGGAAGUCAGUAAUGAAUUUCAAUUUGCCCAUCAAUGACGAAGACAAGGAAGAGUCCCCUCCAGUUUCCCCUGUUCGUUUCAGCGCGAGGAAGUCAGUAAUCAGUUUCAAGUUGCCCAUCAAUGACGAAGACAAGGAAGAGUCUCCUCCAGUUUCCCCAGUACGUUUCAGUGCCAGGAAAUCGAGCGUAAACUUCCAGUUGCCCAUCAAUGAAGACGAAGAAGAGUCGCCUCCUGUGUCACCAGUGCGUUUCAGUGCUAGGAAAUCUGCUGUGAACUUGCAGGUCCCAGUCAACGAGACUGAGGACGAAGAAGAAAAUACUCCCGCCAACAACCCCGAAAAGAGAUCGUCUUCAUUGGCCAUGGCCUUGAAUGCCAUGGGAUUGGAUUUGUCGGAGAGUGAGGUGGACGGCGAGGAUGACUUGACUCCUGCUCGGAAUCCACGCACCAGCCCUGCUCUUGCCGUUCAGCUUGAAGAGGACGAGUCGGAGGAAGAGUACGUCGAAGACAUGUCUGAGCAUGAGCCAGAGGAGCCCGCUAGAUCUGGUUCCUUUGCUGGUAGGAGGCGGAAUACUGCCAUCAAUAUGGCAAUGGCACAGGAUGAAGAGGAGAAAGCCCGAAAAGAAGCUAUGGAGCGUUCCAGGCGCGAAGCCCAAGAGGCCCGCGAGGCUGCGAGAAAAGCCAGAAUGGGAGGUGCUGCAGCCCCUCCUCCAGCACAACCCAAACAGCGCCGAAACACAGCGCUCAAUUUCGCAAAGGCCAUGGAGGCGGAAGAAAAAGCCAGGCAGGAGGCCUUGGAGCGAUCAAGACGCGAAGCGCAAGAGGCCAGAGAGGCAGCAAGAAAGGCCCGUAGUGGUGGCGCGAGUCCAGCACAACCCAAGCAACGUCGGAACACAGCACUCAACUUUGCAAUGGCCGUGGAGGCGGAAGAAAAAGCCAGGCAAGAGGCCUUGGAGCGAUCCAGACGCGAAGCCCAAGAGGCCCGAGAAGCCGCACGAAGAGCACGGCUGGGACGGUAUUGA
Molecule: messenger RNA, 5289 nt
Organism: Seminavis robusta
Lineage: Eukaryota; Bacillariophyta; Bacillariophyceae; Naviculales; Naviculaceae
Source: the annotation of a GenBank genome assembly